AUGAAGCUCAAGAGUGUUACAUGUUUAAUUCUUUCUUUAAUUUUCCUACAUUUGGGUGUGGAAUGUGUUCUUGGGGAUGGAUCUGUGGUCGAUCCUGCGAGGUAUAGGGGCGAUGAUUGUAGGUGGGGCCGCAGGUGUGGUGGACGUGGCCGGUUUGGACGUGGUGGCGGUCUAGGGGGCGGAGGUGGUGGAGGUUUCGGAGGAGGUGGAGGUAGAGGGGGUGGUGGCGGUAUUGGCGGCGGUGCAGGACACGGUGGAGGUUUUGGAGCCGGAGGUGGAGUUGGUGGCGGAGCGGGAGGAGGAAUUGGUGGUGGAGGUGGAGCUGGAGGCGGCGGCGGAGGAGGUAUUGGUGGUGGUUCAGGUCAUGGUGGAGGAGUUGGUGGCGGAGCUGGUGGGGGAAUUGGUGGUGGAGGUGGAGCUGGUGGCGGUGGAGGUGGGGGUAUUGGAGGAGGUUCCGGCCAUGGUGGUGGGUUUGGAGCUGGAGGAGGAGUUGGUGACGGAGCCGGUGGAGGAUUAGGUGGUGGAGGCGGAGCUGGAAUCGGGGGUGGGGGCGGAGCUGGUGGGGGAAUUGGUGGUGGAGGUGGAGCUGGUGGCGGUGGAGGAGGAGGUAUCGGUGGUGGCUCAGGUCACGGCGGAGGAUUUGGAGCUGGGGGAGGAGUAGGUGGUGGAGCCGGUGGAGGAGUCGGUGGUGGAGGUGGAGCUGGUGGCGGUGGAGGCGGUGGUGUUGGUGGAGGAUCCGGACACGGUGGAGGAUUUGGAGCUGGAGGAGGAGUUGGUGGUGGCGGAGGACCUGGCGGAGGAGGUGGAGGAGGUGGAGGCGGUGGUGGUGGUGGAGGGGGUGGUGCUGGUGGUGGAUCAGGUCACGGUGGUGGUUUUGGAGCUGGAGGAGGAGUUGGAGGUGGAGCCGGAGGAGGUGUUGGGGGAGGCGGUGGAUUUGGUGGUGGUGGAGGAGGCGGUGUGGGUGGUGGAUGUGGACAUGGUGGUGGAUUUGGUGCUGGAGGGGGCGUUGGACACGGUGGUGGUGCUGGUGGUGGCGCGGGUGGAGGUCAUGGGAUAGGACACGGUGGAGGAGGAGGCUUUGGGAUUGGAAUAGGAAUAGGUGUUGGGGUUGGUGGAGGCUCCGGCAAAGGUUCUGGAAGUGGAAGUGGUGGUGGUGGCCACCGUUAA
Molecule: messenger RNA, 1167 nt
Organism: Brassica oleracea var. oleracea
Lineage: Eukaryota; Viridiplantae; Streptophyta; Magnoliopsida; Brassicales; Brassicaceae
Product: glycine-rich cell wall structural protein 1-like
Exons: 2
Coding region: 1-1167 (388 amino acids)
Source: RefSeq, a predicted model, not a curated record